ACCCCGCGCCCCCGCACAGCUGCCCCGGCCUUGGGCGGCCCCUGGUCCUGCUGCUGCUGCUGCUGCUGCCGGCGCCGACGUCGGGGUCGGCCCAGGUGCCGCCUCCGCAGCCCCCCACCCCCGAGGAGACCCCCGGUGGUGAUCGUACCUGGUGACUUGGGAAACCAGCUGGAAGCCAAGCUAGACAAACCUACAGUAGUCCAUUACCUUUGCUCCAAGAAGACGGACAGUUAUUUUACCCUGUGGUUGAAUUUAGAGCUACUCCUUCCUGUCGUCAUCGACUGUUGGAUUGAUAACAUCAGAUUGGUAUAUAACAGAACCACCAGGACCACUCAGUCUCCAGAUGGUGUGGAUGUGAAGGUUCCUGGCUUUGGAGACACCUUUUCUGUGGAAUACCUCGAUCCUAACAAAGCUUUUGUUGGAGCCUAUUUCUUCACUCUGGUAGAGAGCCUAGUGGGCUGGGGUUACAGCAGAGGAGAAGAUGUCCAAGGAGCUCCCUAUGACUGGAGAAAAGCCCCAAAUGAAAAUAGAUACUAUUUCCGUGCUCUCCGCAAGAUGAUUGAGGUGAUGUAUGAGCAGUACAGAGGCCCCGUUGUCCUCAUCGCCCAUAGCAUGGGCAACAUGUAUACACUUUAUUUCCUCAACCGGCAGUCCCAGGACUGGAAAGACAAGUACAUCCAUUCCUUUGUGGCACUGGGCCCUCCCUGGGGAGGGGUCGCCAAGACCCUUCGAGUGCUAGCUUCAGGAGACAACAACAGAAUUCCGGUCAUCAGUCCUCUAAAAAUCAGAGAGCAACAGAGAUCUGCCGUCUCGACGAAUUGGCUGCUUCCCUACAAUUAUACUUGGUCCCCAGACAAGGUCUUUGUGAGAACCCCCAAAGCCAAUUACACCCUCCGGGACUACGAGCAGUUCUAUAAGGAUAUUGGCUUUGAGGACGGCUGGCUCAUGAGACAAGACACAGAGCCCUUGGUCUAUCAGAUGACUCCCCCUGGAGUACGGCUCCAUUGCCUGUAUGGUACUGGUGUCCAGACUCCAGACUCUUUCUACUAUGAAAACUUUUCUGACCGAGACCCCAAGAUUUUCUAUGGUGACGGCGAUGGUACAGUGAAUGUGGAGAGUGCCCUACACUGCCAGAAGUGGGUGAAUCAGCAGAAGCAGGAGGUGACCCUGCUCGAGCUGAAGGGAAAUGAACACAUUCAGAUGCUCUCCAACGGGACGGCUCUUUCCUACUUGAAAAAUGUUCUCUUUGGUUUGUGAUGCUGUGUCCCACCAGCCUGCACACUCCGUCACCCUGGAUGCCUUCCCUUCCAGCCCGAUGAGGGGGAAAAUGCUGCUUCACUAUCUUGAAGGUGUUUUUUUUUUCCUUAAUUUAAUUUUUAUUUUUUAGAUCAGAGUUUUGAAUUGGGCCUCCCUCUACAGGCCGUGAUCUGUUUCGCCAUUUUGACGUGAAUGAGGUCUCAGCUCUGCAUCAGUGAUUAGACACAUUCUCUUUCCCGGCCUUAUCAUCCCAUCGGUCGGCUUUUGGGUCAAAUCCCCACGGUGAGCUUGUUAAUUUCUCUAAAGGGAACGAGUCUGAUUGUUGGUAGAGCUGUUUGUUGAGUGGCAAUGAAGAGAUUGGUCUCAGAGAUCACUAGAAAGGUUUCACACACAUCUUUUCCAACCAUCUUUUGGGUUCUAGUUUUAUUUUAAAUUCUCAGAAAUGUAAAGAAGACCUUGUUUUGGGUAUACCCUGAGUUGGACAUAAUCUGGGUGUUGACUCCUUCCAGAGAAGCGAGGAAUCCAGUCUGAUCAUCAUUGUGUUGCUGGUGCUGUCACAACUUCAGGCUCCAGGCCUCUCUUUCAAGAGUGAGAGGGAGGGAGGGAUGCCCAUCCUGCCAAAACCAGUCUCCAGCUCUUGGCCAGGGGCCCUUAAGACAUGGGACCCCCUGACUCUUACAAACACACAACACAACACGAGUGGCCAUUCAAGGCUGACUGCUUUAGCUAUAACAAUGCCUACUUCUUCAGAGCCUCCCUUCCUUUCCUGCCACACUCUUCCUUAUCUCCCCACCUCUCAACUCCCCAGACUUUGGAUUGGAUGAUCUGUUCUUCUAGUCCCCUGUGCACGUACGUGGCUUCCAUCUUUGUUUUGGCCCGGCAGCUACACCCACGCUCUGGCCCUUUCCUCAAGUUGUAAGUGGAGGAUCUGCUUGCUGCUACAGUGUUUUGUGUACCCUAGACUUUGGUUUGGGGUCCAUCCAUGUCGUCCCCUUCCCGCUUUCCAUUUUUAAAGGCUGUAUUAACUGUGUGUUACUGCCAGAUUCUGUAUUUUCUCAGCACAAUGUAAGAGAGGACUGUAGCCCUCACUCAACUUCACACAGUGUGGUUUUUUAAAAUUUCUCUGGGAAGCAUCCCAUCCCCUGGUGCUAUUGUUUCAUAGAUUGGGGAUCUAGGGAAAGAGUUUGAUGUUCAUACCAAAGUAGUGAAUUAUCCAUGUACAUUUCUCUCAGUCUGGGCAGGGGACAGACAGGCAGGUCAUUGGCUUGGUCUCUCUCCUACUCACUGUCCGAGGAGUCCUACCAACAUGGCUGGAAGAGAGGAUUCCUAGUUCCUGGGUGAAGUUUCAGGUCCUUGCAUUUCUGGGCUAUCGUAGUAUUUGUACUGAAUACUCUCCCUCAAUGCUUGAGGCUUAUGCAAACUGUGUGUACUUUACCCUCACAGUCAUAGUUCUUUAGCUCUUCCUCCCAUGACUGUGUCCUAAGGAGACUUUUAAGCCGAGUGGCCGUGCUGUGCUGCUUGUAUCGCCCGUAGGAAUUGGUGAUUCCCCUCUCCUUCCCUGCAGUCCCCCCUAAGACUGAUGCUGUAUGUGUAUAAUUUAAUCACUAUUUAGCCCGUGUAAUGAGAAAUCCUAUUGGGAACUCAGUCUGCAGGCUGUUUCUGGAUCCUAGUGACAGGAUCAAGGCAGAAAACUACUCUUGUUAUCAGGUUUGGUUAAGGGUUUGAGGGCCAGGUGGGCCCAGAAAACAACCUUUCUCAGCAGUCUAGGACUCAUGUUUACAGUUCAGCUUACAAAUAGCAUCAGGUUUCCCUGCUAUCCAUUGAUUUCCUUAAAGCUGGAUCUUAUGGAAGAAAAGGCAGGGGCAGUGUUGGUUUUAUGAUGAGCAUAACCUCCCUCGUGCUUUAUGUGCACAUUUGUACAUGUAGUUUCAGUUCCCAAGGGGAUAUAAUGUGCUUUAGCCCAGGAGGGAGCUGACAGAUGAAGCAGGGUCAAGGUUUCUGCUACAGCCCCAUUCGUGCUCCAAGGGAGGGAAUCUAGGAACCUAAUGCGUGGUGGCUCACCCUCUUCCCCGUGUGCGUCUCUUAGAACUUCUACUUCAGCCUACCCUGUGGCCUCACCACCUCCUUCAGAUCGCCAGCAUUCCUAACCGAGACCCUGUUCCAAGUACUUGGAUUGACUUGCCAGGAGCAGAUGCUUUCAGACCUUCCUAACCCGGUCUGAUCUCCAGGUGCUACCUGAUUUCAUGGGUCAAGAAGGACCUAAAGACCCAGGGAUUGGUCGAUAACUGACAAGGGCCUGCGUGCUUCCAUGUAACAGAAGGAGAACUUGAGUCCACAGGGCACUGACAGGAGUUCACCCAGCGUGCCAUCCUUUGUCAUCCCUAUGCAGGGGAUUUUUCAGAUCUCUGUUUAUUUGGACAAGUCAGAGUUGUUUUUCUGCAAGCUAUAAUCUAGAAUCACAAUGCAGAUCAUGUUUUUGGAAAUUUUUUUUUGUGAGGGCAGUUGGGGUUAAGUGACUUGCCCAGAGUCACACAGCUAGUGAGUGUUAUG
Phascolarctos cinereus (koala) is the source of this 3807-nucleotide messenger RNA. RefSeq names its product phospholipase A2 group XV (gene PLA2G15). Gene Ontology annotation, biological process: lipid metabolic process. Lineage: Eukaryota; Metazoa; Chordata; Mammalia; Diprotodontia; Phascolarctidae. The record is from RefSeq and is a predicted model, not a curated record.